GCUCUUUAAACGCCUUUUCUUAGGUCCCACAAUAUGGUGUGUGCCACUAAACUCUCCUGACGGAAUUGAGUGUAAUUAUCGGAUUACAGCCUUGCAGCUCUGAAGCUGGAAAUAUUUACUACCACACCGACAACGGAGGCGGUUUUAUGCCCUGAUGCACAGUUGGGUGUUGAGAGUUUUUUGACUGACUCACGCAGGGUUUUUAAACUUUACGUUUGGCCAACAUUCAUUCUCAUUAUUGUUAUUAUUAUUAUCAUUUUCGUUGACAGAGAAAAGAGAUUUUGCGUCUUGGAGAGAAGCGCAUUACGCAACUGGAGAUGUAAUGACGAGGAUUUACAUUUUGAAAAAAGGGGGUUUUGAACAUUCCUGAGGAGUAACGCUGAGCAUUUCGUCCAGAGAGCUGCUCCUUUUCUGUUAUGUCUGUCUCCUCUCUGCCAGAAUGGAAGCAACUCCUUCUGGAGAAGAAGAGGAGGGAGGAAGAAGAAAGAGAGAGGAGAGAAAAAGAAGAGGAAGAAAAGUUAGCCAGCAUGCCUGCCUGGAAGCGAGGAAUCAUCCAACGAAGGAAGGCGAAGCAGGACAAUUUUGGUGACAGAGAGAAGGACAUCUGCCCACUGCAGGCGGAUGUCAGAUCUCCUUCUGAUUGCCUGAGUGACACAGAUAGCUCGAUUACAGUCAAUCUGGGAAGUGACCUGUCACUCAGUCCAGAUCCAGGGCAGUGGCUGGAUGCAGAGCCCAAACUAGUGAGUCAGGUGUCCGUGGAAACCAUAGUUCCAGUCCAUGAAAACCCAUUUAUCCGCACACAAAGUGCAUGGAGGAAGAGCAGAGAUUCAGAUGCAGGGAAUGACCUGGAAGUUAAGGAAAGGGACAAGCACAGUCCCAGGGGUCAAGAUGUGGAUUCAAGCAGAGGACGGGAUAUAGAGCUGAAGAAGUUUAGGGAUAUUAAUGAAAAAGAGAAGAGCCGGGACAGGAGUCAAGGAAGAGAAAGAGAGAACAACAGGGAGGCGUGUGAUAAAGACAAAAACCAAUGGAGAGAGUCUGUUAAAGAUGCAGUCCAGUCAGAAGAAAAGGAAACCCAUUCUCCAUCUGGUCCGUUUUCUCCUCUUAUUUCUUGUCUUCGGACCAUCCGUGCUGACAACAUCAUCAUUAUCGAACAGGACAGGAAAGGGAGUGAUGAGAGGAGGGGCAGAUGGAGGGAGGUGGAGAGGCCUCAAGAGGACCAGCAGGGGAAAAGAGGGAUGAAGAUGGAUCUUAGGGAGAUCCUGGCUGGAGGAGGCAGCGUCACCGAGAUCCGAGCCUCUGAAGUUCUAAUUAUAAAGCCCUCAGUCAGCCCUGAAGACAGGAGUGCAGAGGGCAAUGGGAAGGAGGAUGGAGAGAUGAAGACGUGUGUGGAUUUAAGGAGGGAGAGUAUGGGCAGAGAGCUGAGAACUGACAUGUCCUGGCUAAGAGAAAAAGAGAAGGAGAGGCCAUGGGGUCAGGCGACGGUUAUUAAUAAAGAUGAAAGAAAGAACAGUUUGGAUGACAGUGUGUUUGUUGAGAGGGGAGGGAGGGUCAGCCAGUUACUGAGUAAAUUUGGAGAGCAUCCUAAGCCUCCAUGUCGAUCUAAAAGCUCUGAUAAUUUUCUUCAUCCAGGGAGGAGGAAAUUUUCAGGAGAUCAAGAUGACCAACAGGCUGAAGAGGGGAUGGCAGACGGAAAGAAUUUGUUGGUGAAAAGUAUACCAAAACGUUCCUUUAGCUUCUCAGAUCGAGUCAUUAGUGCUGAAGAGAAUGGGCUAGGCAACGAAGGAUGCUACGAAAGGAAACAUUCAAACAGGAAUGUGCCAGUAUGGGUUAAUAUGGCAAACAUGGGGAAGGAAACUACAUCAAAACUCAAGCUGGGGUGUGCAAGACUUUUAGAUAAAGAACGCUUUGGAAAGCAUAGAGAUAUAAAAAAUGAGGAUGAAAAGGGAGGAGCCAUGCAAUGGAGAAAUCAGGCAGAAAUGUGGAAAAAAAACAGGUUUGAAUUUAAGAAAGCUGAGCCUGUUGAUAAGAGGGCUGAAGAGAAAGUAGGUGAUACAGAUGGAGACAAAGGGUUCACAAUGGCAUCAGUUAAAACCAUAGAGGGAAUAUCGUUUGCUAGAAGAAUACCCAUCAGACAGGAUGGGAGAACACGAGGUGAAAGAGAAGCGAAACGAACGACAAGGGAGAAGAGUUUAGAAAAUACGAACAAAGAGCCAGAAGUAGGAGGGCAGACUGAGGAACAAGGUAGUGAUAAAGCCAAUCUCCAGAGAGAAGAUGGAUCUGAAAACACAAUCCAGCCUGAAGCUAGUGAAAUCACCGCUGCUCCAGCAGAGGCACUUAGUCUGAGUCAAGCUGCCGAGGUUCAGUCCAGUUAUGAUUCAGCUUUCACAGAGUGCUCCAGUUUGCUCUGCACAGUCCCGGAUACAGCUGCCCAUAGAGGGCCAGAGUGGAGUGGUACAGGACCACAAGGACCUUACCUCACACAUUCUGUUUUGACCCCACAAACCGAGGAUCUUAUCAGCAAAAUAGAAAAAGUAGGAGACACAACAGUUUACAUGAAUGAGAGAGGUGCAAAAGCUCACUGGGCUGCACAUGAAAUGACCAAAGAGAACAAACUGGAGAUGCAACCCGGAAGCAACAGUGGAUCAGAGAGUCCGAUUCACAAUACAACUCCCAGAUCUCCAAAAAGGAUUGCACCCAUUGGGAUUCCACCAGGCCCCCUCGAAAUACAAAUCCCUAGGACUGUGUUUUAUGUAGCUGAAGAAAUGUUGGAAAAAAAAACAACUGAGGGUGGAAGCAGCGAUGGACAAGACUGGGAAGGAGGGCGAGGGGUUGAGAGAAGGGAUAGCUGGAGGAUUGGAAAACCCUUGAGUCGUAUUGAGUCCCUACGAGAGAAAAUCAGACAGAGAGAGCUGGAGAAGCUCAGACAAAGAGAAGCACAAGGUGGAGAUGGCAGUGAAGCUGCAGAGAUCAGUGAUGCUCAGACAGCUGAUGCUAAGCGUGAAGAGAAGGGAAAUGAAAAAGAGAAAGAGUGGGAAGCUACGGCCCAUUUACAGAAGAGGCCAGCUGAAGCUGAGAGGGCACAGGAAGAGGCAGCGCAGCAGACAUCCGUCACUGCGUUUGACGUCACACAGGAAGUUGACAUGUUGAAAACCUGCCCACAGCUUCCUGUUUCUGUCCCCCGCUCGAAAGCCGACAGAGCAGAGGAAGUGACAAGCGAGUGCACCACUGCUGCCACCGAAGUUAUCUAUGAUAGCACCCAGAUAUCCGAGGAUGAAGAUGGCCCCCUGAAACAUGUAGAGGAGAAGCUGAGGCGACCCAGGGGCCAUCACAGGAACAAAGAAGAAGAGGAAGACGAGGAAGAAAAGGAGCUCUCUGAGGAGGACGUGGAGGAAUAUUCAUCUUCUUUCGAUUCUGUACAGUCGCUCUCUCCUUCACCGCCUCAUCCAAACUCUCUUGCAGCCAUGAGCCGGAUCUACAACCUGAACACUGUGGGUUCAAGGUCGGGUUUAUGUUUGAGGGAGAGGGCAGGAGACAUUUCAUCACCUGUGCACCUUGUUAAAGUGAAGCCACUCAUUUCAAACUCGCAGCAGGGGGACAGCAAAGCCCAGUCAGGUGAUGACAGCUGUGGGGUUCAAAAAGUACAGCAGCAGAUAGAGCAAUUUCAGUUGAAAGAGCAGGAAGUGCAGAAGACCUGCACUUCACCAAAUGCUUUGCUGAAGGACAAAGAGAUAAAAAGGCAACAAAGCCCCAAAGGAGUGUUGAAGCAUCAGAGGAAGGAUAAUGAAGAAAAACCAGAACUGAACCCUAAAGUGUCCCCUCAGCAUGUUUGUUCUCCAACAUCUCAACUUAAGCAAACUAUCACCAUCACCUCGUCAUUUCUCAGGAGCCAAUCUCCAGACAAUUCUUUAAAAACUACAAAUUAUGCCCCGACUCCGGCCUCCUCCCCAAGCUCGCCUUCUCCUUCCCACUCCCCUAGCAUCUCUCCAUCACCCACCCCAUCGCCAACGCUCUUUUCCAUUAGGAGUGCCUCUGGUGGGCAAGUGAAAAGAGGUGCCACCAUCACAAUCACCCCCAAAAAACCUGCCGCUGGAGGAGCAACGGGGUCCACGGUACGACCUGUGACAAUUGGGUCCACAAAGACCCCAUCAGAACCAACUACCCCCACCAUGACUGAGCCAGUGAAGAAGAAGUACCCAACAGUGGAGGAAAUCGAGGUGAUUGGUGGAUAUCAAAAUUUGGAGAAGUCCUGUCUGGUCAAGAAUAAAGGGACCCCGAAGAAACAGGCAAACGUAUGCUUUGAUGAGGACCAAUUGGAGCAGGUGUGUGAGUACCCAUCAGAGACCUGUCUGCUGACAUUAAGCCUCCUCCCUAAUGACCUGGGGAAGACGGAGAGGCCGCAGGGAGAGGAUGCACAGGAGGAUGAAGGCGAAGUAGAGGCAGGAGCAUUCAUUUUCAAGAGCACAAGGAACAUGGGGAUCGCUACGGGACCACGUUUAAGAGUGGAUGAAUCUUGCCCUCGGUAGACGCCAGUCAUCUUCGCCAAAAUUGCCCAUGUGAUGAGAUCAUCGACAUUUUAUUGAGAAAUAUUAUGAUUUUUUAAUAUGUUUGAAUUAAUUUGUGUUUGUAGUCCUUUAUUCUAGCAUCAGGACUUGAAUUAGGUUUUAUGCACUUGAUAAAAGGGACAUAACUGUGUUUACUGUGGGAGGAAUUCACCCAGAUUAUUUUCAGGGAACUGAGGGACAGCGGUGAAUGUAUAAGUGUGGUUCAAAAAUUUAAAUGAAACCCUCAAAUGUGUACUGCUGAGCAAUGGUGGAUCACUUGUCUAUGCAAUAUAAAGAAAGGGAUAAGAUUUUAUUUUGUAGAUAAUAUAUUUUAUAGUGUUUAUAGUAUCUCUCUUAUGGUGUAUUUUAUGUUCAUGUCUUUUGAAAUUUAAGUCAGCUCUGCCUCAGCACAAAAGAAAGACUCACUGAAAUGAUUUUUAUGUCAUCUGGUUUGAUGUGCCUGCUGCAUUUGCCCAUACAGAUGACACAAAAAUCGGCUAACAUUGAAACGUAUUUUGAAGCUUAACAGAUACUAUAAACCUCCUCUCUUUCUUCAUGAAUGUUGUCUUGUGUGCAACAGGUUUUGAUUCUAAGUGUGAUGCAAGUUGUUUCCUGUGGGGUUUAAUGGAGCCUUACUGUUCACAGAAACAACUCUGCUAGCUAUUCAGGUUAUGGGCAUUGACUUGAAUAAAGGUUGUAUUUUGUCAUUUUUAUUGUGUGGAAGUGGAGAGCUGAUGGAAGUUCCCGAGAAGAAGAUUUUAUAACAAUACUAUUAAUUCAAUUUACAUAAUAACUUUGGCAUAAUAAAGCAGAUAUUGGACUUUUAGCUACAUUUAGAAUGUUAUACAAGGGUGUGUUGUUUUUAAACUAAUAUUUUAAUUGGUAAAAGAUAAUGCAAAUUCAUCCAUAUAACAAAAUUUUCUAUAACAAUUGAAGAAGCUGGCUUCAAGAAAAAAAAUAAAAGAGUUC
Melanotaenia boesemani (Boeseman's rainbowfish) is the source of this 5510-nucleotide messenger RNA. RefSeq names its product protein phosphatase 1, regulatory subunit 18 (gene ppp1r18). The transcript has 4 exons. The record is from RefSeq and is a predicted model, not a curated record. Gene Ontology annotation, molecular function: phosphatase binding. NCBI's taxonomy places the organism in Eukaryota, Metazoa, Chordata, Actinopteri, Atheriniformes, Melanotaeniidae. The coding region runs from base 417 to 4523 and encodes 1368 amino acids.